Molecule: messenger RNA, 2556 nt
Organism: Thalassophryne amazonica
Lineage: Eukaryota; Metazoa; Chordata; Actinopteri; Batrachoidiformes; Batrachoididae
Product: serine/threonine-protein kinase SMG1-like
Exons: 18
Coding region: 133-2556 (807 amino acids)
Biological process (GO): nuclear-transcribed mRNA catabolic process, nonsense-mediated decay; phosphorylation
Molecular function (GO): protein serine/threonine kinase activity
Source: RefSeq, a predicted model, not a curated record
UUUGCAGCGCUGACGAAGGCGGACGCGGUCUUCCUGUGUGUUAGCACUGAAGUCCCCGUGAGCUCGAACCUCGAAGCUGCUCCCCGUUACCGUGUACCGCGUCCAGCGGCUCAUGCAGCUCUCCACAAGGUAAUGAGCCGCAAAGCCUCGGGAUCUCGGCUCAGCGGCGCCCACAAAUCCUCGUUACAGUGGAACGACUGGCAGAGCAGACGUGACAGUGUGUCGUCCAGCCAGGACAGAGUGAAGUCCAGAGAACUUGCCUCAGCAGUGUUCUGUGACGAGUUGCCCUCCAGCUGCCCGAUCCAGCCUGAUGAUGUCUACACUGCUGCAGAUGCACUCCAUGAAGCAGGUGGAUAUGAAGCUGGUCAAGGUGUCUGUGAUACUACAUUUGGUUGGAAGUCGCUGGGGAAAGAGUUGAGACCCAAUGAUGUGACACCUGAGUUGACUUCUUUUCAGCAUGGAAACCGUGCUUCAUCUUCUAAAGACAUGAGGAAAUUGCAGGAUAGAGGAAUGGCGCACUCAGAGGAGUCUCGGCUGGCCAAUCUUCUGCGCCGUGUCUGCAGGGAAGAUGAUCGUGACCGCAGGCUGGUGACUCUCAAACAGCUGAAGGACUUCAUCAGUUACAGUGAAAGCAAAGUGACUGUGACCAAACAGCUGGACACCAUCCUGAGCACCUUAAAUGACAUUUUGAAUGAGAGCAGUAAGUUGCUGUGGGAGCUCCGCCAGGAUGCAGCAGCCUGCCUGGGCCUGCUCUGCACGGCGGCAAACCAUGAGGCCGAGCGCAUCUUCAAGUGGAUCUUUGUCAAGUUCAGUUCAAGUGGCCGUGAUGAGGUGAAACUGCUGUACCUGAUGGCAACACAGCGUGCUCUGGAGACGGCCGGCGAGAGGAAGACCUUCUCCCACUUAAUGCAGAUGGUGAUGAGCAACCUGCAAACCAUCUUGGAGAACGUGGACACACCAGAGCUCCUUUGUCAGACUGUGAAGUGUAUUCUUCAAUUGGCUCGCUGCUACCCUCACAUCUUCAGCACCAACUUCAGGGACACCGUGGACAUCCUGGUGGGCUGGCACAUUGACCACACACAGAAACAGGCGCUCACUCUGCAAGUCUCAGGCUGGUUACAGAAUCUCGAGCAGUUCUGGGUAGCUGACCUGGCCUUUUCCACCACGCUGCUUGGCCAGUUCCUGGAGGACAUGGAGGCGUAUGCAGAGGAUCUGAGCCACGUUGUGUCCGGGGAGGUUCUGGAUGAAGACAUCCCCCCUCCGUCGGUAUCACUGCCCAAACUAGCAGCUUUGCUGAAGGUGUUCAGUACCGUGGUCCGUAGCAUUGGCGAGCGAUUCAGCCCCGUCAGAGGACCGCCCAUCACCGAGGUCUACGUCACUGACGUCUUAAAUCGCGUCCUGGCCUGUGUGACCACGGCGAAGCAAGUCCAGUUCUCGGAGGCCGUUCUGACAGCAGGAACAGAAUGUGUGGGCGUGCUCCUGGCCAGCGUGGAGCCCUGUGGUCAGCUGAUGGAUUCUGUCCUCUCCUACGGCCUGGACCAGCUGGACUGCUGCCGGGCCUGCAGUUCAGACUACAAUCUGGCAGCGCUCGGCCUGCUGACUCUGAUUGUGGACCAGAUCAACACCAAGCUGCCUGUUUCCUUUGUGGAGAAACUGCUGGCACCUGACUCCCAGCUGCUGGAUCUGCGGUUCCAUCCAGAGAAAGAGGUGGUGUUGGCUGUUCACAGUGUGUACCAAGCACUGCUGGGUCUGAAAAACAUUCCAACUCUGGAUGCAGCCUACAGAAUGGUUUUAGGAGAGAUGGCUUGUGCCCUGUCCAGCCUUCUGCUAACCCUGGAGCCUUGUGGUAGGACCCUGGUACUUGGUGACAGCUGCUCCAGCAUUCAGCACCCUGCCUUUAGCUCACUGACCCUGCCUGCGGAGAAGGCCCAGGUCACCCUCAUCUUCAACAUAAGUACCCUCACCACUAUCGGCAACACCAAGAACUCCCUGAUUGGGAUGUGGGCACUGUCUCCCACGGUCUUCACUCUGCUCAGUCGGGACCUGACUGUGGUGCACUCGGAGUUGGCCGUGCACUAUCCUGCUGUGCAGCACGCUGUGCUGUACACCCUGUACUCGCACUGCAACAGACAUGACCACUUCAUAUCGUCCAGCCUGUCCUCAUCCUCUCCUUCCCUCUUUGAUGGAGCUGUCAUCAGCACCGUUACCACGGCAACAAAGAAGCACUUCAGCAUCCUGCUCAGCCUUCUGGGAGGCCUGCUGGAGAAGGAACACCUGCACGCUGAGACCAGGAGGCUGCUACUGACCUGGGCUCAGGAAAUCUCUGUGCUGAUGAAGAAGUCGGACACGUACAUCCCUUUGUUCUCCCUGCCUUCCUUCAACAAGUUCUGCAAAGGUCUCCUUGCUAAUGGAGGCAUGCUACUGACCUGGGCUCAGGAAAUCUCUGUGCUGAUGAAGAAGUCGGACACGUACAUCCCUUGUUCUCCCUGCCUUCCUUCAACAAGUUCUGCAAAGGUCUCCUUGCUAAUGUACCAAGGACAUCCCCCUGUAGUCUAG